UAUGAAAUACUUUAUUGUAAUUGCACUAUUAGUGAGUUUGAAUCAAUGUAUCAGCUUCUAUGCUAAAGAAGGAGUAGAAAAGUGCUUCUCAGAUGAAGUACCAAGUCAAACUGUAAAUACAUUCAAUUAAUACUCUAGAUUGUAGUGAUUUAUCAUGAAUUGAUGUCUGAAGGCGUGGCCAAAAAUGAAAAAAGAGGUACUCUUUCAUUCUAUGCUUAGACAUACCAAAAAUGAUUAAAGAUGGAAUCACUCUAAAUGUGUAUGGCCCUGAUGGCAACAUAGUGAAAACUGCUAAAACUGUGGAAGGAAAGAACAAAUUGUCAUUCACUGCAAAAACAAGUACUCAUCUAAUCUAUUUGACAUAGUGGGCAGAUACAAGUUCUGUGUCAUUAAGUCCAAGUAAUUUUGGAGUGUUAAUGAGUAUAAAUACUCCAUCAAAAUACAACAAGGAGUUGAUCAUAAUCUACAAGAUGCUGCAAAUAAGACUCAUGUUGAAUCAAUCAAAGGUAUCACAAACAUUUUACUAUUUAUUCAAUAGACAGAAUCUCAGCCUUAAAAAACAGAACAGAUGAUUUCAUUUCCCUUUAAUAAUUAAAUCGAGAAUAAGAAGAUAAAUUGACAACUCAAUCCAUUGAUAUCAGUAGAAGAGUUACUCAAACUACAAUUCUAUAAAUAGUCGUUCUUCUAGCAUCUGGAGUCUAUUAGAUUUGGAGCCUUAAGAAGUUCUUUAAAUAGAGAUUUUUGAUGUGAUGUUUAUUUUAUUAAAAAUUCAAUGCUUCUGAAUCA
Molecule: messenger RNA, 786 nt
Organism: Paramecium octaurelia
Lineage: Eukaryota; Ciliophora; Oligohymenophorea; Peniculida; Parameciidae
Source: the annotation of a GenBank genome assembly